Molecule: messenger RNA, 2807 nt
Organism: Beta vulgaris subsp. vulgaris (sugar beet)
Lineage: Eukaryota; Viridiplantae; Streptophyta; Magnoliopsida; Caryophyllales; Amaranthaceae
Product: magnesium-chelatase subunit ChlD, chloroplastic-like
Exons: 15
Coding region: 92-2506 (804 amino acids)
Biological process (GO): chlorophyll biosynthetic process
Molecular function (GO): magnesium chelatase activity; ATP hydrolysis activity; ATP binding
Source: RefSeq, a predicted model, not a curated record
AAAAUUCUCUCCAAGUGGCUAAGGCCUAAGAGAGAAACAGAUAAGUGAAGAGAAGUAACUUCCUUCUCUAUCCUCUUCAAGCUCAACAACAAUGGCGUUAACUUCUUCACCAUCUCCUCCACCAUGCUUCUCUCUCCUCAAUUCACACUCUUCUAACAAAUCAUUUUCUCUCUCCUACACUACCUUCAAAUUUUCUAAGCUCAGCAGCCGCAAUUUCCGCCGUUCACCGCCGUCGUUCAAAAUUCGCGCUGCCGCAACCCUAAAUUCUGACAAUGGCGCCGUUAUUUCCGACUCCGAAAAACCUAAUGAAGCCAAUUAUGGACGUAAGUUCUUCCCUCUUGCUGCUGUUGUUGGACAGGAUGCCAUUAAAACUGCACUUUUGCUUGGAGCCGUUGACCGAGAAAUAGGAGGGAUAGGCAUUUCAGGGAAGCGAGGGACAGCCAAAACGAUUAUGGCACGUGGUUUGCAUGCCGUACUCCCACCUAUUGAUGUAGUUGUGGGUUCCAUUGCAAAUGCUGAUCCAUCCUGUCCAGAAGAGUGGGAAGAUGAAUUGGCUGAUCGUCUUGAAUAUGACUCGUCAGGCAAUAUCAAGACCAAAGUUGUAAAGUCUCCUUUUGUACAGAUUCCUCUUGGUGUUACGGAGGAUAGACUUAUUGGGUCUGUUGAUGUUGAGGAAUCUGUGAAAACAGGAACAACUGUUUUCCAGCCUGGACUUCUGGCUGAAGCUCAUAGAGGUGUCCUAUAUGUUGAUGAGAUAAACCUUCUGGAUGAAGGAAUUAGUAAUCUUCUUCUGAAUGUGUUAACCGAGGGUGUGAAUAUUGUUGAAAGAGAAGGAAUCAGUUUUCGUCACCCAUGCAAGCCCCUGUUGAUUGCCACCUACAACCCUGAAGAGGGUGCUGUACGUGAGCAUCUGUUGGAUCGUGUAGCAAUUAAUUUGAGUGCAGAUCUUCCAAUGAACUUUGAAGACCGUGUUGCUGCUGUUGGAGUUGCAACACAGUUUCAGGAACAAAGCAAUGAAGUAUUUAAAAUGGUUGAGGAGGAAACAGAAUUAGCUAAAACGCAGAUCAUUUUGGCGCGGGAGUACUUGAAAGAUGUUACUAUCAGCAAGGAGCAACUAAAAUAUUUGGUCAUGGAAGCAAUACGAGGUGGUUGUCAGGGCCACAGGGCUGAGUUGUAUGCUAUGCGCGUUGCUAAAUGCCUGGCUGCUAUAGAAGGACGUGAAAAAGUCAAUGUGGAUGACCUAAAGAAAGCUGUGGAAUUGGUAAUUCUUCCUCGUUCAAUCAUCCAGGACAGGCCUCCCGAAGAUCAGAAUAAGCAGCCACCGCCUCCACCACCCCCUCAACAGAAUCAGGAUUCAUCUGAGGAGCAAAAGGAGGAGGAAGACAAAGAGGAUGAGAAUGAUGAGGAGAACGAUGAGGAGAACGAACAACAAGACCAAUUACCCGAAGAGUUUAUCUUUGAUGCAGAAGGAGGUUUGGUGGAUGAGAAACUUCUUUUCUUUGCUCAGCAAGCUCAGAGACGCAAAGGGAAGGCUGGGAGAGCAAAGAAUGUCAUAUUUUCAGAGGAUCGAGGCCGCUACAUUAAGCCAAUGCUUCCAAAGGGUCCUGUCAAGAGAUUAGCUGUGGACGCAACCCUUAGAGCAGCUGCUCCGUAUCAGAAACUGAGGAAGGAGAAGGAUGUGCUCAAAGGAAGGAAAGUUUAUGUGGAAAAGAUGGACAUGAGAGCCAAAAGAAUGGCUAGAAAAGCAGGAGCUUUGGUUAUAUUUGUGGUUGACGCUAGUGGGAGCAUGGCAUUAAACCGUAUGCAGAAUGCAAAAGGUGCAGCACUCAAGUUGUUGGCUGAGAGCUAUACAAGUAGAAUCAGACUUCGUCUUCUCAUAUUUCAUUUCAGUGUGUCCAAUAGAGGGAUUAUUAUGUCCCAAUCUGUUGAGUCACUUCUAUUGAAUAUUUUAAUUAUUGUUAUGGAGAUUCCCUAUGUUGAUUUUUUUGGACAAUGUUUACUUAAGGUUGCUAUCAUUCCAUUUCGUGGAGACUCUGCCGAAGUUCUCCUGCCUCCUUCCAGAUCAAUCUCAAUGGCAAGAAAACGUCUUGAGAGACUUCCAUGUGGUGGAGGAUCUCCUCUAGCUCAUGGUCUUACAACGGCUGUCAGGGUUGGAUUAAAUGCAGAAAAAAGCGGAGAUGUUGGACGCAUCAUGAUUGUUGCUAUAACUGAUGGUAGAGCAAACAUAUCACUGAAAAGAUCUACAGAUCCAGAAGCAGUCCCUGCAGAUGCCCCUCGGCCUACUACAAAGGAAUUAAAGGAUGAGAUUCUCGAAGUGGCUGGUAAAAUAUACAAAGCAGGAAUGUCAUUGCUCGUCAUCGACACGGAAAACAAAUUUGUAUCCACUGGUUUCGCCAAAGAGAUUGCCAGAAUCGCUCAGGGAAAAUACUAUUACUUGCCUAAUGCUUCAGAUGCUGUAAUCUCAGCAACAACCAAGGAAGCCUUGUCAGAUUUGAAAAAUUCGUAACCAGAAUAUAAAUAUAUCUUCAACAUGCUUAAUUUUUUUUGUAGAUCAUAAUUUAAUUAUGUUAAUAGAGUUCCGAUUUGUUCUUUGUCCUAAAAAGACGUUUUAAUGUCUCCAUUCCAUUUGUGUAUCUUAUUAGUAACUCCUCACCUAAGGUUAUCAUUGAUACCUUGCAAUGAUUUCCUAGAUACUCUCUUUGUAUUUUUUUAUCUUUCUCACUUAGAAUCUUGACACUAUUCACAAUUAGAGAGAAUCUUUUAGAUUUUUCUCAAUAUAUAAGAAAAAACAUAGGUCUUGUUUGAUU